AUGCAGGGCGAGGCUUUUGAAUUAGAUCUUCUACAAAAAGCUCUUCGUGAUGUGUCUGCCAUUACACGCAGGCUCUAUGGCCUCAUGUUUCCCGUAGAGAUGACUGAAUGGCUGUUUCUACACGCUACCCAGGCUGCAAGUUUGCUUGAACUGGCCGCGUUUGCUUUUGCAAUGCUUGGAUCCCGAUCUCCCUUGAAAUCUGGAGAUGGCUUUCAGCAAAAAGCGCACGUGGUUGGGCAGCACUUGCUUCAGGUUCAGAACUUCUUCAUCGUGUGUUCUGCUUGGAAUGCCUUCCUGUCCUCUCGAACUCUGUUAAUGAGUUGUGCUCCAGCCACCAGUCGAGUGAAGCAGCUGUACGCCAGGCUGGAUGCCCUGGAGCAUGGGCACCAUGGACAUCCGAAGGCCACGGCGCAAGCAGCGAAGCCAAAACCGGAGGAGCUGCGGGAAGCGGAAACGCCUGGUGGAGGGCACGCGCACACUGCGCAUGCUGGGUUCGGCCAGGGGCUGAGCCAGGAGCUGUAUCGGCGCACCACCGCUGCAGUGAAGUCACGCUGGAGGAGUGCGUCAGCACGGCUCUGGGCCACUCUGCAGCUGGGCCUUUUGACGUCGGGCCGAAGGCGAACGAUCUUGCAGAAAGUGGGAUUGAUGUUGCUACUACUCCAUGCCCGGACCAAUCUUUACUGGCGAUUCUGUCAGACUCUUUCGGGUUCUCUGAAAGCCUUACUGUCACCGAAGCCCAGUGCCAUGGCCAAAGAGCUACUUUUGGGUGCAGUGCUAGCGGUGACAGGAGGCUUUGCAGAUCAGGUGCUCCGAUAUCAGGCCAAACUGGCCACCCUGGAGCUCUGGAGUGGUGCCAUGGGUCAUUUGCAGCGGAAGUUGCUCCGGGAGCAUACCUUACUGCGCGUUAGCCAGGAGGUUUCCGAGCCCAUGCAGCGACUGGCAGAGAUCCAACAUCUCUUCGAGGGUUUAGGCUCCAGCGCCUGUGAGGCGCUCUUGGCUGCGUCACAGCUGAUUUUUUUGGCACCGCUGCUGCUGCGAAACUUGCACAGUUGGUCACUGCUCUUUGUGGCCCAUUUCUUGCUGCUGAGAUUACUUCAAUGCUGUGACGCAUGGGAAAACCACGAGAAGAACUCGCACUCACAAGGCAACAAAAGUUUGGAGGAUCAGUUUGAGGCGUUGAUCGAGGCCGACAUUGAGCUGCCGUCCUGGGGGUUGUAUCGCUUGGCGUUGACGCUGGGAGAUUUUCAGCAGAUGCCAUCCUGGGUUCUUCGCUGGCUGUCGUUUAAAGUUGAUAGCUUUUCCGGUGAAUCCAUGGACUUGGCCGAGACUUUUUUGCUGGAUAGGAUGAUGCAAAACAGCUUCAUAGCGGUGCAGCAGCUCUCCAAGAUGGUGGAGAAAUUUGGGCGCCUGGACGCCCAGAGCCUGCGCUGCUUGGAGCUGGUGAUGGCCGUGGAGACCACGGGCCCAACGGGCCGCCUUCGGGCCACGGCGGCCACGGAGACGGAGACGGAGACCGUGGCGAAUGCGGCGAAUGCGUUGCCGGCGACGGUAACGAAUGGCGUGCUGCAGUUCUUUGAGGAGGAACUGCUGGAUGAAGAUGGAUUAACUUUGCUUGCGCAUGGGCUGCGCUUUGACCUGUCUGUGAAGCAGCCGCUGCUCAUCUGCGGCCCCAGUGGAUAUCAGCAACCCAUGCUGCAGCUGCUGCUGGGGAUGAAUCGCAGCACCAUGAUGCCACGGCAGACGCUGAUGCUGGUGAGCAAGGAGCCAUACGUGCCCGGCCAUUGCAGGCUGCUGGCCCAGCUGGCAUAUCCUGUGCAGCUGCGCCUGCCAUCCCAUGCGCCCUUCACCGUCCAGGUGCCGUUGCUGCAUGAACACAUCAGUGAGGUUGAGCUGCGACAACACUUUGCUCGAUUGGGAGCCUCCAGUUGCCAGGUGGUGGUGGAAGGCGGUGAUCGCAAGGGGCUCGUCCACUUCAGUACCUUUGAAGAUACCAUCAAAGCCGUUGCCAGGCCUCAAGACCGGGUCAUUGGUGGCACUGAACUGCAGUGUGAGAUCGCUGGAGAGAGUUCGGAGUCUCCACAACUGCAUCGGAUGCGCCAAUGUUUGAUUGCCACACAGAUAGACCAUCUCCUCACCAGAGAAGCCGAUGGUUGGUUCGCCCGCAGAUCUUGGCCAGAUGUCCUCACGCGCGAUGAGCAGCAAAGACUGGGCAUUGCUCGAGUGCUUUAUCAGCAGCCCAGCUUUUGCGUCUUGGAGGAUCCCAUGUCUUUGGAGCUGCAGCUUCAUCAGCUCUUACUGCGCCAUGGGGUGACACCUGUGGCUCUGGCGUCCCAACCAUGUCUGGGAGAGGUCUACCGACGCCAGCUUCAUGUGGGGCUUCCUGAGAUCGCCGAUGGCUGGAGGCUGAGGCCAUAGAUCACCAAAAAUUGACCUCCGGCGCGUUG
Cladocopium goreaui is the source of this 2444-nucleotide messenger RNA. Lineage: Eukaryota; Dinophyceae; Suessiales; Symbiodiniaceae. The record is from the annotation of a GenBank genome assembly.